UGUGACGUCACCGGUAGGGGUCUGAGAAGCUAGGUACCGACUACCGACACACGUGAUUCGUAGCGUUUCCAUAUUGUACUUUGUGCUGUUCGUGAGUUGUUAUUUGAUCUAUACUCAGUUACGAUGCCCCGAAGGUGUUGUAUGCCGAAUUGCAGGGGCAAUUACGAUAAUGGACCUAAAGUCAGUGUAUUUUAUUUUCCAUCUGACGAGAAUUUAAGACGAAAAUGGUAAUCGGCUGUUCACAGACAAGACUGGACACCGAGUAAGCACUCUGUUAUAUGUGAACCGCAUUUCAACAAGGACGAUAUUUUAAACAGUACCAGCAUGUAUGACCCGAAAACUGGUAUCCUCUUGACAGCACCGUUGGAUCGUCGACGCUUGAGAAAAGAUGCAAUCCCAUCGAAGUUGCCUGGAUGUCCAUCUUACUUGUCGAGUCAUCAAAUUGCAGUACGAGAGGAUCCAGAAAUUCGUAGGGGGCGUUUAGAAAAUCGUGCUCUUCAAAUUGCUAUCCAAGAAAGUGUGGACACACAUGCGAAAAUGAUUGAUGCGAUAUCGUUCGAUAGUUUAGAACAAAUGAAAACAAAGUUGAGUGAAUGUGAAAAGCACAGUGACUGGGUAGUGAUAAACAAAUCUGACAGUGUGAGCCUAGUGUUACUAAAGCAUAAUCCUUACCCAAGAAUUUUUUGCCACGUAGUUAUAAGCAGUGGUUUAUUACUCAGUGUCUUCAAUAAUGAUAUUGAAGUGAAAUGUAUUGGAAACAUGAAAUUUCCCAUGAAAGUAAACAACAUACAGGUGGUAAGUGAUGUUCUUAAGAACAUUUAUCUUCUGUAUAAUAGUUCUGAGGCUCCUGUAGAUAACAUUUUGUCUUUAAUUGACCAGUUAUUGCAAAAUUUUUUAGAAAAGUUACCAGGAAACGAAACUAAAAUUACAUUUUUGAAGGAACAGAUUUCAUUUUUGAAGUGCAGAAGUUCAACUCAAUUUAGGUAUGAUACUAACUCUAUGAUAAUGUGGUCAUUAGUACAUUCUAUAAGCCCACAUGCUUACAAAUUUUUGAGGAACACUGACAGUUUUUCUAUGCCUAGUCCUAACACCCUUUCAAGGCUUUGUAGUAAACUCUCAACAAAUCCUGUCAUUGAGCGACAGGGUCAUCAGUUUAUGAGCUACAUCACAAAUAAAGUAGGUACUUUAUCCUCAGAUGAUAAAACUGUGCUCCUGUUGAUGGAUGAAAUUCAUCUGAAGUCUCAGCUUGAUUACAAAGCUGGAAAUGUUGUAGGAUGUGCCUUUAACACUGAAAAAUUUUUGUGUGCAACCAGCGCCUAUGUUCCUAGGUGGCGUUGA
Schistocerca americana (American grasshopper) is the source of this 1338-nucleotide messenger RNA. RefSeq lists its product as uncharacterized. Bases 325 to 1338 code for a protein of 337 amino acids. Lineage: Eukaryota; Metazoa; Arthropoda; Insecta; Orthoptera; Acrididae. The transcript has 3 exons. The record is from RefSeq and is a predicted model, not a curated record.